AUGUCUAUUGAAAAAGAUAAUGAAAAAGAUUCAUUAUUAGAGGAAAAAUUUUUUGCUGCUGUAAAAAUAAUUCAAAAUCUUCCUAAAGAAGGUCCAAUAUCAACAUCAAAUAAUAUAAAAUUAUCAUUUUAUUCAUUAUAUAAACAAUCAACAAUUGGUCCAUGUGAUCAAGAACAACCAUCAUUUUGGAAUGUUGUUGAAAAAUAUAAAUGGGAUGCAUGGAAUAAACUUGGUUUAAUGAAUAAAGAAACAGCUAUGAUAAAAUAUUUAGACUUAUUUAAUAAACAAAUAGAUGAUAUAGUUAAUAAUUAUGGUGUUGAUUAUUUUAUAAAUUUAGAAAAAGAAUUUAAUUUGGAAGGUAUACUUGAACCAGCAUUUAAAAAAUUAGGCCGUUCAAUAAGGAAUCCUAUAUUGGUGGAAUGUCAAAUUAAUACAUUUCCUAUGGUAAAUGAUGAAAUUCAAAUAAUUGAAGAUGAAGUUAAAAGUAAUGAUGGUGAUUAUAUUGAUGCUAAUGAAGAUACACAAUUUGGAUCAAUAACAAAAACACAAUCACUAUCAACAGAAAUUAAAACACCUCCAGAUGAUACAAUUAAAUUAUUUACAAAAACAUUUUCAAAUUUUAUUAAUUUACUUGAAAGAAAAGCAUCUACAUUAAGUAGUGAUGUUAUUAAUUUAACCAACAAAGUUAUUGAACAAAAUAAUAUUAUAAAAAAAAUAUUAAUGGAUAAGGAGAAAGAUAAAUGUAACAAAAAAAUAAUUGAAAAUCCUAUAUCAUGGAAAGUAGUAUUUUUUUUAUUUAUUUGGCCAUUUCUAGUUCAUUAUAUUUUAAAAUACUGGAAAUUUAUUAAAAUCUUAUUUUCAAUGUAUUUUGAAUGGUGA
Molecule: messenger RNA, 879 nt
Organism: Strongyloides ratti
Lineage: Eukaryota; Metazoa; Nematoda; Chromadorea; Rhabditida; Strongyloididae
Product: Acyl-CoA-binding protein, ACBP domain and FERM/acyl-CoA-binding protein, 3-helical bundle domain-containing protein
Exons: 2
Coding region: 1-879 (292 amino acids)
Biological process (GO): fatty acid metabolic process
Molecular function (GO): fatty-acyl-CoA binding
Source: RefSeq, a predicted model, not a curated record